AUGAGUCGCAAGUCCAGGCUCGACUGUGGCCUUUCUCUAAAUGGGCUGCAGCAGGACAGCUAUAAACAAGCGGCCCAAGGAUCUCUGCUGCGCAGAGCACUAAGUGGAAGUCUCACGAACACACCACACGCACCCGCCAUCCUUAUCACCCGAGUGCCUUGCCUUCAGAUCGAGGAAGAGGCCCUACAGGUGGCACUCGAGAGCGGCUACAGGCACAUCGACACCGCCGCCCUCUACCGGAACGAGGCGGCCAUCGGGGGCGUCCUCGGCAGGUGGCUCUCGCAGGGAAGAGUCGCCAGGGAAGACCUCUUCGUCACCACCAAGCUCCCGAUGAUUGGCUGCCGCGCUGAUGACGUAACCAAAUUCCUGACGUCAUCGUUAAAGAAGCUGCAGCUGAGUUAUGUCGACCUUUAUCUCGUGCAUUUUCCGGCCGGACUGAAAGGGAAGGACGAGGACGACCUUCGCCCUCAGGGACCCGACGGCUGCAGCGUCCUCGACAGGAACACCGACCUCGAGCGUCUGUGGAAGGCCAUGGAGGAGCAGGAUCGAGAACCAUCCAUAUUCCAUUUUGGAACCCGAAGGCCCACGUGAUCAGCUUUGUAUUCAAUUUCAAGCAAGAAUGAAUUUU
This is a messenger RNA of Penaeus monodon (black tiger shrimp), 628 nucleotides long. RefSeq names its product aldo-keto reductase family 1 member C18-like. Gene Ontology annotation, cellular component: cytosol. Lineage: Eukaryota; Metazoa; Arthropoda; Malacostraca; Decapoda; Penaeidae. The coding region runs from base 1 to 591 and encodes 196 amino acids. The record is from RefSeq and is a predicted model, not a curated record. The transcript is spliced from 6 exons. Gene Ontology annotation, molecular function: aldose reductase (NADPH) activity.